Molecule: messenger RNA, 2071 nt
Organism: Linum tenue
Lineage: Eukaryota; Viridiplantae; Streptophyta; Magnoliopsida; Malpighiales; Linaceae
Source: the annotation of a GenBank genome assembly
CAUUUACUCAGUUUUGGCCUUUCACUAGCAUUGGAUUCUCCAUUGCCAUAAUUCCUUUCUCAUAUUUUGCCUUUCCUCUAUGGACAGGUUACUGCAACUUGUGGGUCAGGGUGGGGGGAGCAUUGAAACAGUUCUCAAAGGCUCAAAGAAAGCUCCAAGACUUUUCACAGUGGUUUGCUCUCUGCCCCAAUAUAAGGGUUUUGUUAAGUUCACAAAAUGCAGGCGGCCAAUGCAAGGUAAAUUGAUAACAAGAAACAAUUCUUGUACUUCCUUGUGUUCUUCUUUAGCCCCUUCUGUUGUUUUCUUUUUGUCUCUUUUGAGGUCCUCUAAUGGUAGCAAACAAGGAAGGCCACUGGGAGAAGUGAGCAAUCAAUGAUGGGGGCCUUCGAUUUACGCUGUGGGAUUCUGCUGUUUCAUGCCAUUAAUGAAACAAUGCUUUUCAUUGGGUGUUGAAAGGAUGAGUUAAGAUAGAAGAAUAUGGUCUCUCCUUUUUCAGGCAUGAGAAUGGAGCUUUCAGAAUUGGGGGGACCCAACCCAUGUUAAUGUAUGGUGAAACUUAAUGAAGGGCGGUUCUGUAACACUGACUGGCAUCAGAAUUGAUUGAGAGAUGGCUUUAAAUGCUUGAUUGGUAGUGAUAUUGGGGCUGAUAGAGUCAUAGAGACACCCUCCUUUGAAGAAACUUUGUGAAAGUUCUUUGUUCAUCUUCCAUGUGUCCCUCUUACAUCUCCAUUGCUUAACCAGUAGGGAACUUCAAUCCAUUACAUACUUUUUGUGGUUAUUAGCAGAAUAUCUGAGUUGGAGGAGCAGAUAUCUCAACUCCCGGAUGAACUGAAGAUAAGGUCAGGUAAAAAGGAGAUUAUAAGGAGAGACCAUGAAGAGUCAGGUAAACAAGGAUAGCAAGAAAAUGGAAGCUGCAGGCAAGGCGGAGGCUAAUGAAACUCUGCUGCAACUGGAAGCAGCCAAGAAGACUGUUGAGUCGCUCAGGUUCCAUGAAGCUGAGAUGCUUGAGAUUGCUGCGUUGAGAGAUGAGGCCUCCCAAUUGAGAUCCUUGCUGAAGGCUAGUGAUGAGGAGAGGAUCAAGGAAGAGAAAACUCACAGUACCAAGCAGCGGAGGGAGGCUGAACUUGAGGCCGAGCUGCAGCAGGCUAAAGCGUGCAUCGAGGAGCUGAGAGCCGAAAUGAUGGAUAAAGAAACCGAAUUGCAAGGCAUCUCGGAGGAGAAUGAAGGCCUGAAUGUGAAGUUGAAGAAGAUUGAGUCAUGCUGCGACAAUAAACAGAUGAUUGAGAGAGAGAGUACUGUUGUGGUAACUGAUGGUAUUAGGGCAAACUUGAUGGACAAGGAAACGGAGCUGCAGAACGUAUUGGAGGAGAACAAGAGGUUGCAGAUGGAAAUGAGUGAAAGGGCCGCCGAGGGAGAAGCAGCAAUAAAGCAGUUAGAGGAAGCAGGGGAAGCGAAUAGGGAGAUGGAGGCAGAGGUGAGGAGGGUGAAGGUGCAGUGUGAUCAGUGGAGGAAAGCUGCAGAAGCAGCCGUUGGUAUGCUUUGGGCAGGGAGCAGUGGGAGGUUUAUGGAGAGAAGUAGGUCGUUGGGCGGGAAGUAUGGGGGAAUCCAGUCACAUUACGGGGAAGAGAUGAGUGAUGAUGAUGUUUUGUUGAAGAAUAAGAAGAAGAAUGGGUUGAAGAAGAUUGGGGUUAUUUGGAAGAAGCAGCAGUAGUACUAAGGCUACCUUUGGGUUUGGUUGCUCCAACUUGAAGUCCUUUUUGAUGAAUAUAGCUAAGAGAUGAGAACCUCUGUUGGAAGUCUAUUCUAAUGGUUGUAUAAUGUGUGGUCUAUGUCACGUUGUAAUUUCGUUAAUUGCAUCGCUUUACCUCGUUGUGUUGGGGGGACUUCAUUAAUGUAUUAGAUGAGGUGGAGAAUCAAAAAUCUGGUUUCUAUGUGUAAUCUGAGAAUAGCAGUAGUCUAUCGCAUUGGCACAAACACCCAUUCUCCCAAUUUGGUUAUGAUUCUAAAGUAUUGUGAUUUAGUAUGUUCUAUCUUGAUUCAAUGGUUAUAAAAUACGGAACGCAAUUCGACG